AUGAGUUUUGAAGUACUGAAUUAUUGGCAUCCCAAUUUAACGAUCAGUCUUGUCGAUGAUCAAACAGCAUGGCAGAGAGGUUCGUUACCAUCUCCCCUUGAUGAAGCUGUAAAGUUUGACCCGAUUGAUAACACUUACAAGCCCAUAUUCUUUUUCAAUGACUAUUGGAACUUGGCAGCCGACUACAUGUUAAUAAAUAGCUCAGUUCAAGAACUAAAGCUCUCAGUCCGGUAUGCCCCAAUAUCAUUAUUUAAAUGGCAGCUAUACGCAUCGCAGCAGAUGCGUGGGAAAUGGUCGCAGAUGUUCGGUGGUGAACUAUUUGAGGAUGGGGAUGAUGAUCAGGACUCAAUCAAGCAAGCACUUCUCGAAACAAGUCCAUUAUUACUUGGACUGACAAUUACUGUUUCAAUACUACACACCGUUUUCGAGUUUUUGGCUUUCAAAAAUGACAUUCAAUUUUGGAGAUCACGAAAGAGCUUGGAGGGCUUAUCUGUUCGUUCAGUUUUAUUCAGCGUGUUCCAAUCUGUCAUCGUUUUCCUAUACAUCUGCGAUAACGAUACUUCUUGGAUUAUCAAAAUGUCUGUUGGAGUUGGUUUAGUGAUUGAGUUAUGGAAAAUACCGAAAUGUGUCAAUAUAAGUGUUGAUCGGACUCAAAAACUAUUUGGUUUCUUGCCAACGAUCGUAUUUACCGAUAAGGGAUCAUAUGUUGAAUCGGACACGAAACAAUAUGAUCAGUUAGCCUUCAAAUAUCUGUCAUGGGUGCUAUUUCCACUACUUGGUGGCUAUGCAGUGUACUCUCUUAUGUAUGUCGAACAACGUGGUUGGUAUAGUUGGAUACUGAGCAUGCUUUACAGCUUUUUACUUACAUUUGGAUUUAUUAUGAUGACACCACAGCUUUUUAUAAAUUAUAAGCUAAAAUCUGUGGCUCAUUUACCUUGGCGUAUGCUAACAUACAAAUUCAUCAAUACGUUCAUCGAUGAUCUCUUUGCAUUUGUCAUCAGAAUGCCAACAAUGUAUCGCUUAGGAUGUUUUCGAGAUGAUAUUGUGUUUUUGAUAUAUAUUUACCAAAGGUGGAUAUAUCGCGUUGAUCCAACACGUGUUAAUGAAUAUGGUGUUUCGUUGGAAGAUCCAACUGGUGAAAAAGAAUCACAAAAACAGUUGACGGAUGCUAAACUGUCUAAUGAUAAUGACCUACAGAGCUCAACUGAAACAGUUCAGAAUAAUAUAGAAACGAAGAAAGAGCGAUAAGCUUUAGUUAUCAAGAUCUCUCAUUUCUGGUUUCUAAGUUGUUUGAACUGAAAGUAGUAGAUUACCAAUCUAAUUUAUAAAUUUUGAAAUCCUAUGUCAUUCUCAUUCAAUGGGUCGGGGCUAUUAUGGAAAAAAUUGCAUCUUCGUUUUUCCGGCGAUAAAAUUCAGCGAG
Messenger RNA from Loa loa (African eye worm), 1420 nucleotides. RefSeq lists its product as hypothetical. The record is from RefSeq and is a predicted model, not a curated record. Gene Ontology annotation, cellular component: membrane; endomembrane system. The transcript is spliced from 9 exons. Bases 1 to 1248 code for a protein of 415 amino acids. Lineage: Eukaryota; Metazoa; Nematoda; Chromadorea; Rhabditida; Onchocercidae.